AUGUCUCCCCAUCUAGACGACAAGGUGGCCAGGGUCAGUGAAGAAGACCAUGCCACUGACUACAACGCCACCAAAGACCUGGCCAUUGCCAAGCAGGCUGCUGAGGACGAGCACAACCUCAAGUUUACCGACGCCAUCCGCCGCUAUCCAAAGGCCGUCAUGUGGUCCGUUUUGCUGUCGACGUCUAUCAUCAUGGAGGGUUAUGACAUUGUCCUGAUCUCCUCCUUCUUCGCCCAGCCAUCCUUCAGAGAACACUACGGCGAAUACGUCCCCAAGUCGGAUAGCUACCAAAUCACUGCAUCCUGGCAAAACGGUCUGAGCAAUGCAGUAAGCGUCGGCACCAUCAUUGGCGCAUUCGCCAACGGCUACUUUACCCACAAAUUCGGCUAUCGCAAGGUGCUCCUAGCUUCCCUGGCUGCAAUUUGCGGCUGCAUCUUCAUCUCGUUCUUCUCCCCAAACCUCCCUGUUCUUCUUGUUGGCCAAUUCCUCUGCGGUAUUCCCUGGGGCGUGUUUGCAACCAUGGCUCCAGCUUAUGCCUCCGAGGUGUGCCCGAUGGCCCUGCGUGGCUAUCUCACCGUUUACGUCAACCUCUGCUGGGCGCUUGGUCAACUCAUCUCGGCUGGUGUUCAGUCUGGUUUCUCCGACAAGCCAGGGCAGUGGUCGUACCGCGUUCCUUUUGCGAUCCAGUGGGCGUGGCCUCUCCCUCUGUUCGCAGUAUUGUGGUUCGCCCCAGAGUCACCGUGGUACUUUAUCCGUGUUGGCAACUAUGAGGAAGCAGAAAGGUCCGUCACUCGGCUUGGUUCCAACUUGAACCAAAACCAAGCGAAGCAGACGGUGGCCAUGAUGGUUCAUACGAAUGAAAUCGAAAUGUCCAUUGACCAGGGCACCUCCUACCUAGACUGCUUCCGCGGAGUCGACCGACGCCGCACCGAGAUUGCUUGCAUGGCGUUUGCUGCCCAGCCAUUUUGUGGCUCAGCAAUGGGUGGAACUCCUACAUAUUUCUUUGUCCAGGCCGGCCUCCCCGAAUCCAUCUCAUUCCGGAUGUCUGUUGGCGGCCUUGGGAUCGCAUCCGUCGGCACAAUCGUGUCUUGGUAUCUACUGAGCCCCUUUGGCCGCCGCACAUUGUACCUCUGGGGCCUUGGGCUCUUGACAGCCAUCUUGUUGACCGUUGGCUUUAUCAGUGUCGGUGCUGGUGACUCUAAUGGUAGCAACUAUGCGCAGGCUAGCUUGAUGCUGGUGUGGCUGGGUGUCUACUACAUGACGGUUGGGCCAGUUUGUUACGCCGUCAUCGCCGAAGUAUCUUCGACACGCCUGCGAAACAAGAGCAUCUGUCUUAGCCGAAUUACAUACUACAUUGCUCAGAUCAUUUGCAACGUCAUCAACCCGUACAUGCUCAACCCGACGGCAGGAGACUGGAAGGGCAAGACUGGAUUUUUCUGGGGUGGAUGUGCCUUUGUCUUCUUUAUCUGGACUUUUUUCCGACUUCCCGAGACUAAGGACAAGACUUUUGAGGAGCUAGAUAUUCUCUUUGCUCGGAAUGUCAAGACUCGGGAGUUUGCCAAGUACAAGGUUGACGCUUACGCUGAGGGCGAAGAUGCUUUGACAAAGGAGGGGUGA
Ilyonectria robusta is the source of this 1617-nucleotide messenger RNA. Its product is annotated as general substrate transporter. Gene Ontology annotation, biological process: carbohydrate transport; transmembrane transport. The record is from RefSeq and is a predicted model, not a curated record. Gene Ontology annotation, cellular component: membrane. Gene Ontology annotation, molecular function: carbohydrate:proton symporter activity. The coding region runs from base 1 to 1617 and encodes 538 amino acids. Lineage: Eukaryota; Fungi; Ascomycota; Sordariomycetes; Hypocreales; Nectriaceae. The transcript has a single exon.